Symbiodinium sp. CCMP2456 is the source of this 5064-nucleotide messenger RNA. Lineage: Eukaryota; Dinophyceae; Suessiales; Symbiodiniaceae. The record is from the annotation of a GenBank genome assembly.
AUGGUUAAUGCUUGGAGGGCUCGCGCAUGGUCGAGCCACGACGCGAGUCCUUUGACGAUCUCUUCAAGGAGUUUGUCACGCACUCCGUUUUCUAGUUGGGCGCUCCGCUGCUUCCUAUGGCUCUGCCUGUGUUGUACAGUGUGCUCUGAGAGCAACCCUGCGGGCUCGGGCCGGGGGCUUCUCCAGCGGCAGAAGUUCCUUGCGGGACAGUUUCACCAUCUGGGAGCCCCAACUCUAGCGGGGCUGGACAAUGCCAUUUAUCGAUCCGGACGAUUGCGCUUCCGACCCCUUAGUUCGACCUGUGGCGAGCCCGGGUCUAGCGUCAUGGACGCGGCAGUUCAGCCCCCCUGCAUCGGGAACAUCUGCAAUGGUCCUGCCAGUCGAGUUGGAGAUCUUGCUGUUUGGGAGGAUGUCCGAGUUGUGAGAGUCGGAGUCUAUCGGCUGUGCUGGUGCAGACCCACCUUGACCUGUCAACAGCUGAAUACGUGCUGUGGGGAAGAUGCCGAUUUUGGUGAGGCAGCUGGAGAGGUGGAAGUGGUCGGCCCCGGCUGGAUAUUGGUCUCGCCUGUGCUGGGCCAGGGAUUCCGCUUCGAGCUCGUGUAUCCCGAAGCUUUGCCGGGUUCCCAGGUGCUGCUUCGGCUCAGACAAGAGGGGCCCUGCGGUCUGCCGCGUGACACGGCGGAACAGCGAGCCUCCCUUCUCCGUGGCGACGGAAACGUGGAAGAUGAGGAGCUCCCUCUCGCAACGCCUGUGGAUCAGGCUGCAAGCCUCAACUUCACAGGAGACUUCUCGGACCGAUACGUUGCGUACCUCUACAGACAUCUAACGUACACCGUCUGCUGGUGUGCCCAGUACUGUUUCGACGAAGAUGGUGUUAUCAAUGAAGAAUCCUUUGGGGCCGAGGUAGGCUUGUUUUAUCCAAGAGGCCCCGACACAGAGAACAUGGCUACGCAGUAUGCAGUGGCUGGAGUGUCAUUUGCAUUGUAUGUGCAGGGCGAUCGCUUGUCUGUGAAGGACCGGGUCCUGAUUCCUGAAAGCAGCACCUUGUGUGGCGAUCCCGACACGGCACAUGCGCUGGCGUUCCGCUCUUACAUCUGCGGGCGCGGCCAGAGCUCCUGCAUUGCAACACCGGCGAACGGACCGCCCACCUCCUUCGAGGACAUGGCAGACAUGGUGGGGGAAGCGGGGCUUAGCUUCCAGCGCGGGGGCUGGGAACCGGUGCAGAUCGACAGCCCUGGCACCUACCGCAUCUGCUGGUGCGUAGACGACACUUGGGACCCCGUAAAGCUCGAGAGCCAUGGUUACUGCGGCUCGGGCUUCCAGUAUGGAGUCGAAGCUGGGUUGGUCAUUGUCCAAGGAGCUGUGGGAGAUCAGGAAUUCCCGUGCAGCGCCUUCCAGCCCUGUCAGUUCGAGGUGCACUCUGAACUGCCAUUUGAUGCUGAAGACCAGAUUCUGAUCGUGGCUCCACCUCCCACAGCGACCAACUCACUGGCUACAAUCUGCGGUCGUGGGACUUCAGGGCUGCAGGUCCGCAUCACCGGGUCCUCUGCGGUGUAUCCCAGCACCACGACCGUGCCGAGCGACGAGGAGAACACGACCACGCCAGCACCUCUUCAGCCGCUGUACUUCGUUGGCAACUUUCAGCUGGACUCUGCCGGGCAAGCUGGCCUCUACAGGGUCUGCUACUGCAAGCACUCGGAGAUGGGGCCCUGUGAUGAUGCCGUCGCCUUUGCGCAGUAUGCCGGCACCCUGAACAUUACCGGGGAGAUCCGCCGCGAUGACUCCACGCAGUUGCAUCAAAGCUGUUUGUCCAACAGCCCCUGCAAAUUCAAUGUGACGGGAGUCUGGGCCAUGCAGCUGAGCUUCUACGACUCUUUCAAAGCCGUUCCUCUCGAUAGAGAAUGCGGAGAGGUGCAGGAUUCCUCCAGUCACCCAGAGUUCAGCUUGCUACGCAGGAUGGAGCUUCUUGACUCGUGGGCCAGCGAAUUUGCACAUAGGGCUGGUGUGGAGACGCUCUUUGGUGCCGGUGACUAUAGACUUUGCUAUUGCCAAGCUUCCAUGACGAGUGAUGGAAGGUGUGAUGCUUCCGUGGAGCACACUCACGAGAUCGGCAGCCUGUACAUGGUUGGGGCACUGUCAACUAUGGAAUGGUCGUGUCGACAGGGCGCAGACUGUGGGAUCUUGGUCCAUGGCUGGCGUGUCGCCAGGGGCGACGCCGUUCGGCUGGUGCCGCUUUCCUUCUCCUGCGGAGAUCCGGAUCCGUUGGAUACAUAUCUGGGAGCAGGCUUUGAUCACAAUCCAGCAGUUGCGAAUCGGACAGACAACCUCACACGGGGGGUACUCCUCCACUUCGAUCUCGGCAAAGCGCGGGGCUCCGGAACGUGGGGAGUGUGUCUCUGUGUGGCAGCAGUGGCCAAGAGCGGAGAUGGGUGCAUGUACGCAGGGGACUAUGCCCAACCGGUCGGAGAGCUGAUUAUUGAAGGUCUACUACGAUCAGUUUCUGCAGCGUCGUCGCAGCCUGCCACGGUGGCAAUCGCGUCAAUACUGGUUGAGGUCAUCGAACCGGGAGGUCCUCGGAGUGUGGCAUGUGCAGCUUCAAACCAGACGCUCGACCAGGCUCCAUCAAGCUUCGCGAUUCUGAACUGCAAGAACAGCAUACCGGGCUGCCUGGGCCUCGCAAUUCUUCCCUGGCGCGCAGACGAGGGCUUCAAUGUGCUCCACCUGCCCUUUGCCGAGAAUGCGCUCUUGGAGCCAGGCGUAGCCGCACGAACUGCUCAUGUCUGGUGCACCGGGGACAUUGCGCUCUGCCCAACCGGUCGCUGCGUGCUUCCACCCACACCCGAAGGGCGCUUGAUUCCGUUGGAUCCUGGUCCCGAUCGUUGGACCAGCGUGCCUGCCACAAUCUACGAGCCUUUGGACCUCAAGGUCCAUGGCAAUCCGCUCAAUGCCAAUGGUGGCUACCUGAAGAUCGUGUGGCCACACGAUGGCUGUCCGGAGGUUGGCCAGCCCUGGUCAGAUGCUAUCGUCUCUCCGUUCGACAUGGGGCGGCCGGUCAUUGCGGCGGUGGGAAGGUAUGUGCAGUGGAGACGUGAAUCACUUCCGUUUGCAGGGACGUUCUGGCUUUGCUGGUGUGAUCGCUCGUAUGGAGCUGACUGCGCGCUCUGGCAGCACGUCGGUGAGUUGGUUGUUGCCGGCCCGACAAACGUGACGAGGAUCCCGGAAUUCGUGGAGCUGCUGGAGGCCUUCAACGUCACUCUCUCCGGGGUAAACCUUUCCGACCAGGAGAGGCUCUCGGUGCAGCCGGGCCAAAGCUGCAGCGAGGACGUAGAGCUCUUCAGCCCGGAAAGAGUCUAUGCCAACACCUCCAAGGCAGACUUUGAAGUACAAGCGCCCCGAUACCCUGGGCCAUUCUCCAUAUGCUGGACACGAGGCAACGUCUCUACUGGGUCGAUGAAGCUGGCCAGCGGCUUCGCCAGAGAGUCUCGGGACUGUUUGCUUGGAGGUUGGGAGCCCGCGCCUGCCGACGAGCUCUUUCGAUUUCCAACAGGCGACUUCGGGCAGUUCGCAUGCAGCCGGGCCUGUGGGGGCGGCCUCUUCGAGCUUCGCCGUCGCGUCCUGGCGGAGGCUAUUGGUGGUGGGUCCGAGUGUCCACCGUCUGACAGCCCGCUUCGCAGCCGCUUCGCAUCGUGCAACGAGGAGCCCUGCCCCACAGGCGAAGUCUUCAGCGCACGCACCCACCCGGAGUGGGUGAAGCCCGGUGAUGUGUUCCAGAUCCUCGUGGAGGGCGCUUACCUCGACCCACUGGAGGACAGGGUGGUCCUGCUCACUGGAGGGGAAGAUGCCGAGUGUGGCCAGGUCUCCAACGAGGGCCCUGCAGAGGGAGGUGCUGCAAAUGCCUCAGAGAAUGGCACUGACACAGUGGCGAUUGAGCAGAUUCGAGUGUUGCGUGGUGGAGGUGCAUCGUGCAGGCAGCCGAGCAGCAACAGCACUCACUUAGAAUGUGGCGACGGCCUUGCCAGCCUGACGAUUCCGAUAGCUGGCACCUUUCGCAUCUGCAUCUGCGACGCGUCCGAAGUGGAUCCCGGCUUCAGCAAUGUCUCAGGUUCGCUGGUCGCAACCCGGGAGCGCUGCAGCCAACUGGAAGACUUCUGGCUGACACCAGGCAACGGCUCCCUCCUGAAGAUCACCGAGUCUCAGUCGGUGGCAGAGGAGCCGAAAAGCGGGCUGGAUGCUGCGUUGGCAGAUCUUAUGGAUGACCAUAGGAGCGGCAGGGCUGAUCUGGUCUUCAUCUUGGGUCUUAUUGCAGCGUCGAUUCUGUACUGUCUCGCGAUCUUCUGCGCCUGCUGGUUCUGGCGCUACAGGUGGCGCAAGCGGGCUGCAUGGAGAAGGCUUGCCCCCAAUCUCUUCGCCAACUCGUUGGUGGCCAAAGCGACCAGAGCAGCAUGGGAGGCCUACACACGCACUAUCACGGAACAGGCUCAAAUUUCGUCGGGCUUGGAGGAAGAACCCGACCUGAAAGAUGGCCAGGGUUUGGGGACCACACCGCGCCAGAUCGAUGAUGUCAUGCAGGGCACACUGACGCCGCCGGGAACGGGCUACUCAUUGAAGAGUGCAUCUUCCAUUUACAGCGGCUCGACCAGCAGCACGCGCUCCACCACACCAGGAAAUCAUCCCUCGUUGCUCAAGGUGUCGCUGAACAGGGAUCCGAGCUGCCCAUUCUCACCGAAGCAGGCAGGUGGCUCCUUCUUGGAUCUUCCACUCGCAGGACGAGGCAGCCGACCCGGCACGAGUCCGACCCGUCCAAACUCUGGGGCUACGACGCUUCGAGUUGUUGAAGAGACCAGCCCAGGCCCCACAGCGGUGGAGCAGGAGCAGGCGUCACCUCGCAGCCCUUCGGGAGAGAGGACGCCCCCGGAUGCUGAGGAGACCUCCCCUCCGAGUGCCCCUUCAAGGACCCUGGAGCUGCAGUUGCCGGGCUUGGAGAAGAAGCUGGCGAAGCUGAAGCGCCUCAAGGAGGAGUAUUCGGAAAGUUCGUCUUCUUCGGAUGCUAGCCCUGUGCGCGAG